Messenger RNA from Eurypyga helias (sunbittern), 1009 nucleotides. Its product is annotated as transmembrane protein 161A-like. The record is from RefSeq and is a predicted model, not a curated record. NCBI's taxonomy places the organism in Eukaryota, Metazoa, Chordata, Aves, Eurypygiformes, Eurypygidae.
ACAGAUGACAAACCCCUCUCCGUACCCCGGGACAUCGACCUCCACCUGGACACCAGCCCCAUCACCGCCGUGGAUGCUCUCGUGCUGCGCUAUUUCCUGGAGUACCAGUGGUUCGUGGACUUUGCUGUCUACGCCACCGCCGUGUACGUCUUCACCGAGGGCUACUGCUGCCUGGCGGACCCCCGCAAGGAGAUGAACAUCGGGGUGCUCUGGUGCCUGCUGACCCUCUUCUUCUCCGUCAAGGUCUUCUUCAUGGUGAUGCGCCAUUACUUCCGCUCAGAGGAGGGGGGCGAGCGCUCCGUCUGCCUCACCUUCGCCUUCUUCUUCCUCCUCCUCGCCAUGGUGGCUCUUGUCAUCCCCGAGGACUACCUGGAGUUCGGCCUCGAGCCCGGGCUGGCCGGCGUCAGCAGCAACCUGGAGAGCAUCCUGAAGCAGCGGGGCUGGGAGUGGACGCCUCCCCUCGCCAAACUGGCCUUCAAGCUGGGGCUGGUGGCCCUGUGCUCCUUCCUGGGUGCCUGCCUGACCUUCCCGGGGCUGCGCCUGGCCCAGACCCACCCCGAUGCUCUCCGGAUGGCGGCUUUACUCGAUGCUCUCCGGAUGGCGGCUGACAAGCCCCUGACCCAGGUCCUGCUCCAUGUGAGUUUCCUGGCACCCGUUCUCGUGGUGGUGAUGUGGAUCAAGCCCAUCUCACGGGAUUUCCUGCUCCAUGCACCCAUGGGCAAGCAGACGGUGCAGAUCAUGUCGGACUCUGCCUACAACAUCGUGCGCCUCUGGACCAUCGUCGGCCUCUGCCUGUUGCGCUUGGCUGUCACCCGCCGUCACCUCCAGGCGUACCUGGGCCUGGCCGAGCGCUGGGUGGAGCAGAUGAGGAAGGAAGCCGGGCGCAUCACUGUCCUGGAGAUCCAGCGUAAGAUCACGAGGAUUUACUGCUACGUGUCCGUGGUCACCCUGCAGUACGUGGGACCCAUCGUCCUCACCCUCCACUGCACCCUGCUCCUCAAGACGCUGG